CUCUUAAAAAAAGAUAUAUACACUAUAUGCAAUGAAAUAAAGUAAAAUGUAUAAAAAAUGAUAUUAUUUGAAAGUUUAACAAAUACAAGAAGAAACAUCGUCCUUACAUUAAUAAUUAUAUUAUAUAUGUAUAGAGUUGACGCCGCCCCCGCCUAAUUUCACUGCCACAUCUGUGUCGGAAGAGAGAUCACUACUUCGAAGCUUUUUCGAAGUCUUAUUCGAACGCAACUAAAUAUUUGAAGUUGCGCUCUUGCUUUUGCUUCUUCUUACUACUCGCUUCCUUUGCGACAUCUCAACCGAUCCAGACGUGGUAAGUGUAAUUCCAAUUAAUUUAAUAAAAUUAUCUAAUAUAUAAAAUUCUCGUGUCACAGUUUUCGUUGCCAUACUCCUCCGAAACGGCUUGACCGAUUUUGAUGAAAUUUUUUGUGCUUAUCCGGUAUCUAUGAGAAUCGGCCAUCAUCUAUUUUUCAUCCCCCUAAAUGUUAGGGGUAGUCCACCCCUAAAUUUUUAUAUUUAUUUUUUAGACAAAAUUUUUAAUUUCUCUUUUUUUAUGAUACAACAUACAAAAAUACAUACAAUCCUCAAUUUUCACCCUUCUACGAUCAACCCUUAUUUUUUAAUAGCCAUUUUAGUAAUUUAAUCAUUUUUCCUCUCCGGUCGAAAACUGAUCAAUCGUCAUUUAAUUAGUUAUCCCCGCCAGAUGUCUACGGGUGUCACUUCUGACCCAGUAAACAGCAAGGAGUAGGGAUGAGAACGAAGCCGGUCCCCUUUCUUUCUCACUCCCUACACAGUUGUCGCUCAUCAUUAUUGUUUAUGCAUCAAGUGUAGUAGUAACGUUGACAAUUAUUAUUUUGCUAUCUCAGUGUAACUCUCAUAUUAACUUUUAAUCAUUCCUAUUUUAUCAAUAAUAAUAAUUAGAUUAUCAAUUUUGAGUGUAUUUUUCACGAUUACUUAAUCAAGUGAUUUUAUAACCUCAAAAGUACUCAACACGUGACACGAGCUUUCAAUAACAACGGAUUUUGUGUUUGAGCAAUGCCAAGAAAACGCAAAGGGGCUGAUUUGAGCCGCAGUACAAGCAAAGCUCGAAAGUUGCGAAAUAGCAGAUCCGAAAGAACAGAAGAACAAAUCCAGCAACAAAAUACUGAUGCACGUGUCAGAAUGGCGCAAUUGCAUCAAGAAGAGCCAGAAGAUACACGAGCUGAACGCAAUGAAGUCAGAAGAUUAGAACAACGACAAUCACGCCGUUUCACAGUCAAUAGACGAAGAACAAAUGACCAACAACGACAACAGGUACAUCGAGCAUUUAUAUCUGAUUCAUUCCUGCGUCUAGCAUUCCAGUAUGAGCCCGAUAUUGAAUAUUAUGCUCAUUCAAAAGUGGUAAUUGGUGCUAUGGACAAGGAAUGUCCGCAUUGUCAUGCUCUGAAAUUCAAAAAUGAGCCAGCUGGGAUGUGUUGCGCGUCAGGAAAAGUGCAACUACCUGAAAUUGAAACACCACCUGAACCAUUGAACGGCUUACUUAUCGGCACGGAUCCAGAUUCUAACGUGUUCCUGAAGUCAAUUCGAAGAUUCAAUUCAUGCUUUCAAAUGACAUCGUUCGGAGCAACAGAAAUAGUUCGAAAUACUAAUGCAAAUGGUCAACAAUUCAAUUCUACAUUCAAAAUCAGAGGCCAAGUUUAUCAUAAAAUGGGCUUACUGCUGCCAAUGCCAAACGAACCACACAAAUUCUUACAAAUCUACUUUAUGGGCGGCGAGGAUUCCGGAAGCGCACUUGCCAAUCGCGUGAAUGCACGUUGUGAUUAUAAUAACCUUGAUUCACUUUAUGCCAGGCGCAUCGUCAGCGAGCUAGAUGCUCUUUUGAACGAGCACAACGAGUUGUUGAAAAUAUUCAAAUCACAUAUGCACCAAUUACAAAGCGAUAAUCACGCUAUCGUCAUUAAUCCUGAUAAAACACCAGCUGGAGAGCAUAUUCGUAGAUUCAAUGCACCCGUUGUUGAUGAUGUUGCUGGAAUCAUGGUUGGCGAUUGUACAGCUGCACGAGAAAUUGUGAUUGGUUGAAGAAAUAAUAAUCUUCAGUUAAUUGCUGACACACAUCGUUCAUAUGACGCUCUCCAAUAUCCGCUAAUAUUCUGGAAGGGACAAGACGGAUAUUGCAUAAACAUAAAACAACGAGAUACCGUAUCAGGAGCUGAAACAAACAAGAACGUUAGCUCAAAGGAUUAUUAUGCGUACCGAUUAAUGAUUAGACGUGGCCUGGACAACGUCAUUUUACGAUGUCGUGAGCUUUGUCAACAAUUCAUGGUCGACAUGUACGCGAAGAUUGAGAGCGAACGACUACGAUACUUACGAUAUAAUCAACAAAAGCUGCGCGCGGAAGAGUACAUUCAUUUGCGAGACGCUAUCAACAACAACGCCGACGUCGCCGAAAUCGGUAACCAUGUCAUUUUACCAUCAUCGUACGUAGGCAGUCCACGUCAUAUGCAAGAAUAUAUACAGGAUGCUCUGACUUUCGUGCGCGAAUAUGGACGACCAUGUUUAUUUAUCACGUUCACAUGUAAUCCAAAAUGGCCAGAGAUUACAUCUUUGCUACUGCCUGGCCAAAAUGCAAUACAUCGCCAUGACAUUACAGCACGUGUGUUCAGACAAAAGUUGAAGUCUUUAAUAAGUUUCAUUACUAAAUCACAUGUAUUUGGUCCCACACGUUGCUGGAUGUAUUCGGUUGAGUGGCAAAAGCGAGGAUUACCUCAUGCACACAUUUUGGUUUGGUUCAUCGACAAAAUCCGUCCUGAAGAAAUCGAUAGCAUCAUUUCUGCGGAAAUUCCAGAUCCAUCCACUGACCAACUGCUGUUUGAUAUUGUUACAACAAACAUGAUUCAUGGUCCAUGUGGUACUCUUAAUAGUUCAUCGCCUUGCAUGGCUGAUGGAAAAUGUACUAAAAAUUUCCCUAAAGAUUUUACCAAUGAUACGGUCACAAAUGUCGACGGAUACCCAAUAUAUCGUCGAAGAAAUCCUGAAAAUGGCGGACAAUCAUUUAUUAAAAAUAUCAUCAACACAGACAUUGAUAUUGACAAUCGUUGGGUGGUGCCAUAUUCGCCUCUGCUGAGCAAGACAUAUAAUGCUCAUAUUAAUGUUGAGUUCUGCAGUUCUGUGAAGAGCAUCAAAUACAUUUGCAAGUAUGUCCAUAAAGGCAGUGAUAUGGCUGUGUUUAGAGUUGGAAAAUACUAAUGUGAAUGCUCCUCCAGUGAAUAAAAACGAUGAAAUAACGCUCUACAAAAUUGGUCGGUACAUCAGCUCCAAUGAAGCUGCUUGGCGUAUCUUUGGUUUUCCAAUUCAUGAACGGGAUCCAGCAGUUGUUCAGUUAGCCAUCCAUCUUGAAAACGGUCAGCGUGUAUUUUUCACGAACGAGACAGCGAUUGAUCGUGCAAUAAAUCCACCUAAAACUACACUCACUGCAUUUUUUGAAUUGUGUAAUCGUGCGGAUGAUUUUGGUGCCUUUGCACGAACAUUACUCUAUUCACAAGUACCACGCUAUUUCACAUGGACUCAAACAAAAACAUGGAUGCCCCGCAAGCAAGGCUCACCAGUUGCUGCAUGUCUCAAUUUAUUUAAAUCAAACGCCUUGGGGCGAUUAUUUACAGUCAAUCCAAGACACACGGAGUGCUUUUAUCUUCGACUGUUGUUGGUUAAUGUUACUGGCCCAUUAUCAUUUCAAGAUAUACGUAAAGUGAAUGGGCAACAAUAUCCAACGUAUAAAGAUGCAUGCCUUGCACUCGGCUUGCUGGAAGACGACAACCAGUGGGAAUGCAUGCUUGCUGAAGCUGCAUUGAACUGUACAGCAAUACAAAUUCUUCUACUAUUCGCUAUAGUGUUGACUACAUGUUUCCCAGCCCGAGCACAGAUAUUAUGGGAAAAUCACAAAGAUUCAAUGACUGAUGAUAUAUUGCAUCAACAUCGUAUACGGUGCCACGAUCUAACCAUAACAUUCAGCGACGAAAUGUACAAUGAAGCAUUGAUUGCUAUUGAGGAUCUUUGCAUUGUCAUUGCCAACUUACCACUUAGUAAUUUCGGUAUGAAUUCGCCAAAUCGAACUGCAUCUGAUUUAAUGAAUACUGAAAUGAAUCGUGAACUGCAGUACAGUACUGUAGAAAUGGCAGCGAUUGUUGCCCGCAAUGUCCCACUAAUGAAUGAGGAACAAAGAACCAUUUAUGAUCGCAUUAUGCUCGCAGUUUCAGCUGGACAAGUUGAGUUCUUCUUUUUGGAUGCACCGGGUGGAACUGGCAAAACAUUCGUUAUUUCGCUAAUUCUUGCUGAAAUACGAUCAAAUAAUGGCAUCGCAUUGGCCGUUGCAUCAUCGGGCAUUGCAGCAACUUUAUUGGAUGGAGGUAGAACAGCUCAUUCAGUAUUUAAGCUGCCACUAAAUAUUCAGAAUAACCCUGACGCAGUAUGCAACAUUAAGAAACAAUCGUCCAUGGCCACUGUGCUGAAACGGUGUAAAAUUAUUAUUUGGGAUGAAUGUACUAUGGCACACAAACAUUCACUUGAGGCGUUGAACAGGACAUUGAAAGAUAUUAAAAACAGUGACAAACUAUUUGGCGGAACUCUGUUGGUCCUUUCAGGUGAUUUCAGAUAAACACUUCCAGUCAUUCCACGUUCAACAUACGCUGAUGAGAUCAACGCUUGCUUAAAAUCAUCUCCAUUGUGGCGUAAUGUUGAAAAAUUACAGCUAAAAAUAAAUAUGCGCGUUCAAAUGCUUCAAGAUCCAUCCGCUGAAACAUUUUCAAAACAGCUUUUAGAUAUCGGUGAUGGAAAAGUUGCUAUAGAUGAAACUGGAUACGUAAAAUUACCGACCGAUUUCUGCACAAUCGCUGAUUCGCAAGAUACUCUCAUUGAACAAAUAUUUCCCGACGUACACACACAGUACAUAAAUCAUGAGUGGCUUGCAGAAAGAGCGAUUUUAGCGGCAAAAAAUGUAGACGUUGACAAUUUAAAUCUGAAGAUACAAAUGUUGUUGCCAGGGAACUUGGUAUCAUAUAAAUCUAUUGAUACAGUUUGCGACGACAGCGAAGCAGUAAAUUUUCCCACAGAGUUUUUGAACUCACUGGAUUUGCCAGGCAUGCCACCACAUAAUUUACAAUUAAAGGUUGGAUCUCCAAUUAUCUUGCUUCGUAAUUUGAACCCGCCCCGGCUGUGCAACGGUACGCGAUUAGUCAUUCAAAAAUUAAUGAAAAACGUGAUCGAAGCCAGGAUUUUAAAUGGCAAGUUCAGAGGUGAAAAUAUACUCAUACCACGGAUUCCUAUUAUACCUACAGAUGUGCCAAUUCAAUUCAAACGUCUUCAGUUUCCGAUUAGAUUGGCAUUUGCAAUGACUAUCAACAAAUCCCAAGGUCAAACGAUGUCUGUUUGUGGAUUAGAUUUGAGAACACCCUGUUUUUCACACGGACAAUUAUACGUGGCAUGCUCGCGAGUGGGUAAACCAUCCAGUUUGUUUGUGUUAGCUAAGGAUGGACUAACAAAAAAUAUUGUUCACGCUAUAGCAUUAAGAGAUUGAUAUUGUUUAAUAGUGUUAUUGUCGUAAUUGUUUAAUUAAUGAUAUAUAAUUUUAAGGAAUAA
Molecule: messenger RNA, 5607 nt
Organism: Zeugodacus cucurbitae (melon fly)
Lineage: Eukaryota; Metazoa; Arthropoda; Insecta; Diptera; Tephritidae
Exons: 3
Coding region: 3173-4627 (484 amino acids)
Biological process (GO): telomere maintenance; DNA repair
Molecular function (GO): DNA helicase activity
Source: RefSeq, a predicted model, not a curated record